AUGGCUCGCUCCAGCGCUGUCGCAUUGAUGAUAAUGGCGAUUAUCAUGACCUCUGCGUUAGCGCAACCUCCUGCAUCAUCACCUACACCUUCUCCUGUUAAAUCUCCGCCGUCAUCGACUUCAACUCCGGAACCAGCUGCUGCUCCUCAUUCUCAGCCACCUAUCUCCGCUGCUCCUGCUUCUACUCCUGAAAAGAGUAGCACUCCACCGAAGUCUUCUUCUCCAGAAUCUCCUCCUCCUCCUCCUCCUACUCCUACUAGUACUCCAGAGUCUUCUCCUCCUCCAGUAACGUCUUCUCCUGCUCCCUCCACAAUCUCGGCGCCGCCUUCUGAAGCUCCUUCACCGGCUGAAAACAGCGCCUUUUCACACAGAUUUGCUAUUUCUGGAACUGUGGCUGCUGGUCUCUUUGUUGCCGUUUUGGUAAUGUAG
This is a messenger RNA of Manihot esculenta (cassava), 429 nucleotides long. RefSeq names its product lysine-rich arabinogalactan protein 19. The transcript has a single exon. Bases 1 to 429 code for a protein of 142 amino acids. NCBI's taxonomy places the organism in Eukaryota, Viridiplantae, Streptophyta, Magnoliopsida, Malpighiales, Euphorbiaceae. The record is from RefSeq and is a predicted model, not a curated record.